Messenger RNA from Penicillium antarcticum, 1671 nucleotides. RefSeq lists its product as uncharacterized. The record is from RefSeq and is a predicted model, not a curated record. Gene Ontology annotation, biological process: transmembrane transport. Gene Ontology annotation, cellular component: membrane. Gene Ontology annotation, molecular function: sulfate transmembrane transporter activity. Bases 1 to 1671 code for a protein of 556 amino acids. NCBI's taxonomy places the organism in Eukaryota, Fungi, Ascomycota, Eurotiomycetes, Eurotiales, Aspergillaceae. The transcript is spliced from 7 exons.
AUGGCAAUUGAAGAUUAUAAGGCUGUGCAGAUAUCUGCCAGUCCAAAAGUCUCCCCAGGGACCCCAGGAGCUAGAAUCGGGGAUAAUACAGAUAAGGAGCAACAGCAGAUCUAUUCGAGCAAAGCAGAGAGAACAUUCGAGGCGAGCGAUAGUCCUCAUCUCUUCAGGCCUAUUGACAGUUACGAGGGGCUUCAUCGCUGGGACCCCGAUUUUGAAUGGACAGAACAGGAAGAGACGAAGAUUAUUGACCUUCGUGGCUGCACCUUUGCCUGCAUAACAUUCUUCGCGCUACAGCUUGAUCGAGGAAAUAUUGGCCAGGCCUUGUCGAGUACAUUACUCAAGGAUCUGGGCAUGACAAGCAACGAUUACAAUUUGGGUCAGACUAUCUUUCUGAUUCCAAUUCAAAUGAUCUCUUGGAGUUUAGUUGCGGCCUGUCAGGCAUUUUUACAUGGGCGGAGUUCAUAUCUGGGUCUUCGAGCCCUGCUAGAACUAUUGGAAGGCGGCUUCAUCCCUGACACAGUCCUUUUCUUAUCUUUCUUCUACAAAUCCAAUGAGCUACCCAAACGGUUGACCUGCUUCUGGAUCUCCCUCAUCGUUUCCGGUAUUAUUGGCGCAUUCUUAGCCUUCGGCUUCCUCCAUGUAAACGACUCUCAUGGUGGCGGCUCAUGGCGAUACCUAUUCGCAUACGAAGGCCUUAUAACCGGCGUCAUCGGAAUUAUCGCCGUGUUUUGGAUGUCAGCAUCUCCUGUGCAAACCAAGGGAGGAUUCCGCGGAAAGAACGGAUGGUUCACUGAACAUGGAAAAAAGAUCAUUGUCAAUCGAGUUGUCCGAGAUGAUCCUAGCAAGGGUACUAUGCAUAAUCGGCAAGCAAUUACACCGAAUUUCAUGUGGGCAUCGCUGAAGGAUUUCCAUAUGUGGCCCCUUUAUACUAUCGGGUUGAUCUGGAUGAUUCCCGCUGGGCCCGCCACCAACUACCUCACGUUGCAAUUGCGGUCGCAGGGAUUCACGAAUUUCCAGACUAACUUGCUGGUUAUUCCCUCUGCCGUCGUUGGUAUCGUUACUAUCAUUGCUAUUACCUGGCUCGCCGAGCGUACAAAUCAACGCCUGCUAUGUGGUGCAUUGAUGGGUGUAUGGAACCUGAUUCUGUUGAUUGCCUUGGAAGUGCUUCCUCAGAAAAGCAUACCCUGGCCCAGAUGGGCUAUCCUCACUCAGCUGGUUGGAGGACCCAGUAUCCACCCUGUGCUAGUGGCUUUGACCGCGCGGAAUGCCGAAUCUGUACGGACUCGUACCGUAGCUUCUGCGUUGUACAAUAUGACCGUGCAAGUCUCCAGCAUUGUCGGCGUUAAUGUCUACCAAACUAAAGAUGCACCAUACUACAGACACGGAAACAAAGUUUUGAUCGCACUGGCUGUCACUGGUAUAACCCUGUUCAUUGCGGCAAGGUUCUACUAUGUCUGGCGCAAUCAACAAAAUGCCACCCAAUGCAAUGCCAUGACAAGCGAAGAAAGAGAGCUUUACGUACGCGAAAAUCCAGUAAUGACCAACAAGAGAAUUGACUUCCGAUUUGUUCUGCGAAGUCUGAUCGCUGCUCGGAUAAUUGCGGCUGCGAUUUAUAUAUUUCGACGGAAUGGAAGCAAUGGUCAACUUACACCCACAUGUCAAGCAUUAUAA